Homalodisca vitripennis (glassy-winged sharpshooter) is the source of this 2511-nucleotide messenger RNA. RefSeq lists its product as uncharacterized. Lineage: Eukaryota; Metazoa; Arthropoda; Insecta; Hemiptera; Cicadellidae. The record is from RefSeq and is a predicted model, not a curated record. The transcript has 4 exons. The coding region runs from base 1399 to 1830 and encodes 143 amino acids.
UUUAAAUAUUCCUAUAAAAGCAAUCCAACUUAUUUGAAAUGCAGCAGUUAAAUGUUUUACUUUUAAUUAGGAGUAGCUUUAUUUAUUCAAAUUCAAAUUCAUUCAUAUCAUUUAGAGUAAGAGUGCUCUUCAAUUACAAAACAAAAGUCAAGUCCUAGUUACACCACUGUCAACACAAAUUCAUAUCAUUUAGAGUAGAGUACUCUUCAAUUACAAAACAAAAGUCAAGUCCUAGUUACACCACUUUCAACACAAAUUCUAUUCUAUUCACUAUACUUAGAGAGUGUUGAUAAACAUUGCGUAUUUCCUUAUUAUUAUUAUCACAUUCAUGUGCUUUUUUACAUAAUACUGCUGACAUUAAUGGUUUCCCUUAAUCCUGGGUAAAAUUUAAAUGCUUAUGCAGUUUUAAACCACUCAAAGUUUAAAUAAAUUAAAAUAUUUAUUCUAAACAUUUCCUUUACAACAUACUUUCAAGAGAAUACAAAUACUAAUCUCACAAUUCAGGAAUGUAAUGAAAUUUUAUUUGGAUCACAUACACUUUAAUUAACUGUAAUUAUAAUUCUAGAUACACUAAUUAUAAUUUUUACAUACUAACUGUAGAGAUAACAUACAUAUUAAGGGGUUAAUGGGUGUAAGCAUAGGAAAUUACCUGUGCAGGAGUGCACCAUAAACCCCAGUAUAUAACCUCGUCUAUAAUAAAAAUAUGAAUACCUUACAUAGAAUGUGUUGCUCAUAUUUUAACAUUUUAAAGGUCAUAUAUAGUUUUACUCAGGCAAUUUUUUUAAUAUUCAAAAUCAUGGUUUCACGUUUUGUGGGGUUGAGAAGAAAUUAAGUGGGUGGCAGAGCUUAUGAUAUUCAUAAUAAAUUUGACAGUAGAUUUGACACCAGUUCUGAAAAUAAAGUAAAAUACAAUGCAAGAUAUAAAUUGAGAGAGUUCAAGUAACACUUUUAAGAGGCUGAUCCCUAAUUCAGUUAAAACAUGUUUCUGAAUUUAUUUUAUUAAAAUUUUACAUGGAAAUCAAAGAACUCUUCAAAAUAAAAAUAAAUAUUUAAUUAGUCUUAUAUUAGUAAACGUUUAACUGUAUUCCAACUAUUUUGAAGGCACACUAUUAGAAAAAUCUACUGUUAAGUUAUCAAUGGAAUAAUUAUGGAUUACUUCCUAUUCCUAUAUUAUUUAGAAUGUGCUAGUUUUUGUGUUGCAUUUCAAAUAUCUAAAGAAAUGAAAGUUGAUGACAAAAUGGAUCACUCAUAAAGGGAUUUGUAUUAAAUAUACAAAUUUAUUAGGCAUGAUCAAACAAAACGUCCAUUACAUACAAAAUGCACUGUCAAAGCUAUUAUAUGAGAUACUGAUUUAUAAAUUGAUAACAGUGAUAAUCUAUUGAGAAUGAGACAGUUUCAAUGUCACCCAACCAGAGAAGACUAUUUGUGCUGAGUGUUAUUCUAUUGCUACAAGGAAGCUGUUCCAGAUCUGUCUUGGACUUUAUUAGGCAGAUCAAGAACAGGAUAUUCAUACCUAGUAAUGUACCCCCACCUACCCAGAAGCCAUACCCAGAAUGCUCUGGGCUCGAUCAAGUUUGCAGUACUUCAUAUGAUUGCUGUAAUUAUUUGGCUUGCAGUAAAUUUAUCCUCUUUGAAUGGAAACGUGUAUGCUACACAGAUUACAUCUAUGAAGAGGUGCCAACUUCUACAUCCGUGGACGACCUUGUUCAAAAUGUAAUGUUGAGGUCAACAUCAUCUUGUCAUCUUCAAAAUUACUUUGCACAGGAUUUCGUUGUUGCAGAACACAGAUUUCUUUGUAACACCUCAGCUGUUUACAAGAAUGACAACUAAGACUAUCUAGGACUAUUUGAAUUUGGGUCAGACUCCUCCCACAUGUGGAAUAGGGUGAGAACUAACAAGCAUCAGUGUUGAUGGCAGUACAAAAGAUACUAACUUACCUGAUCAGAGCCUCUGUUACAAGUUAUCAUGAUGGAUGUCCUCAUUGCAGUAUUGUUGCAGUGAUCUGAUUUAUUGAGGACAUCUCCACUGGCAUAAGUCAACAGGAUCCAUUCACCUAGCAGUUAUAGUAUUUCAAUGUCUUAUUCAACACUGCAUGAAACACAGUUACAGUAGAAUAUGCAAACACGAGAAAUAAUUUUUAUCAGCAGUUUCAUUGUGAUUUUGAUUGCCUUUAAAUUAAAACUAAUAAUUAAUUUGAAUUUUCCUUAUACAGUAUCUUUUUUUUAAUGGGCUACUGUUGUGAUCUUAGAAACUAUAAAUCUGACAGAAAUUUUCUCUUAUUUUUAGAGGCAUUUACUGCCACUAUUUUCCAAUAUAGAGGUCAACUUUACUUUUUCUUACGGAACACUAGAAAACUUAGUUUAAGACUUUAUUUUUCUAGAUAGCUAUUUAUAUUUCCUUUAAUAAUAGACAUAUGAGAGCUUGUGUAAACGGGAAAGGAGAUUUAUUAACAUGACAAGUGUUUUAUCCUUUAUUCAAAGUGUACAUAUAGAAAAUUAUGCUCUGCAAAAA